AUUAAAUUUUAUAGCAUAAGAUAAAAGAACUAAAUAAAUUACACUGAAAAUAAUCAUCCAAAACUCUUAAAAAGAUAAGUUCGAAAAAAAAAAAGGAAAAAGAAAGAAAAGAUCUAUUUUAUGUUUUGUAGAAAAGAACAUUGGUCGUAAAGUGGGUCAAUGUUUUCCAUCUAACGGCUCGCAAUAUUCCACGCUGUCCAAUAUUCAUCCCAGCUGUUCACCAUCAUUCUAUUCUCCUAUUGGUUAGUCCGCUAUAAAGAAAGAAAGCCCAAGGGUAAGUUAUUCCCAGAGAUACCCUCAAAAGUGAACCAACUUUACUUACUUGGCCGUCUCUUUUCCAACCAAAUCAUGUCCAUUUUCGUAAAACAAUCCCCACACCAACGAUCCAGCACGACCGGUUCCACCCGUACGACCAUCCAAUCACUUACGUGGCGAAAAUUCAUUGGAGGAUCCCUGAUUUUUGAUAUUUAAGAUGAAGAGAUAUUUAGCGGAUCAAAAAUAUCUGGCUAAGUCGUCCACGUUGGCAGACCGAUCUGGAACCAAAAUUUGCACUUUUUCCUUUUUCAAUUUCCUUUCUUUUCCCUCAGAAAGAAAAUUUCCAUUUCUUUUUUCUUUCCUCCCAAACAGCCGCCCGAUUUUCACGCAAAUAUCUGAAAAUCAUUUUAGAUUUUACUCUUUUCUUUCCGAUCCAAGCAACAAUAAUUUGAAAAUUCGUUAAUUUGAAGGCAAAAAACAUGGGAGAAGAAGUGAAGAUGAGUGAAUUCGAAGUUAACGGCGGAGACGACGAAGACGCUACCGCGACGGCCAACACCACCGUCGUUGACGAUGAAGAUGAUGUUGACCAAAGAGUUCUCGAAUGGGAAAGAGGGUUACCUGACUGCGAUGAUUUAACUCCGUUAUCUCAAUCUUUAAUCCCGCCGGAACUCGCCUCCGCUUUCAGCAUCUCGCCGGAGCCUCGUCGGACUGCUCACGAUGUCAACCGCGCUUCUCAGGAUACCCUCUCCUCCCUCCGGUCAAGUGGAGCCCACUUCUUCACCGCAAAUAACAAUAACAACAAUAAUAACAAUCUCCGUUCUUUUAAUGACCCGAUGGUAGUUGAGGCGGAAGUUGACGGAUCGGGUUCGGGUUCCGGAUCCGAACCAAAGAAGAUGAGAAAGACGGAUAUCGGUAUCGCGGAGGAAGCGGAUUCGGCAGUUAGGACAACGGAGAAUUCGGAGGAUCCAUCAGCGAGGACAUUGAAACGGCCGCGUUUAGUGUGGACGCCACAACUGCAUAAGAGAUUCGUAGACGUGGUGGCCCAUUUAGGCAUAAAAAACGCUGUUCCCAAAACGAUCAUGCAGCUAAUGAAUGUAGAAGGCUUGACCCGCGAGAACGUCGCCAGUCAUUUGCAGAAAUACAGGCUUUACUUGAAGAGAAUGCAAGGGUUAAGCAACGAAGGACCAACGGCUUCCGAUCAGCUGUUUGCAUCAACGCCGGUCCCACAAAGUCUUCAUGAGAGUGGAAGCGUCGGCUGCGGAGGAGGGAGUGGUGUUGUUGGUGGUAGUGCGAAUGGCAAUGGGCAUGUGGGGAUGCCUAUACCGAUGCCUUAUGGGGCACCUUUGGUGCCUGUAGCGAUGCCGAUGUAUGGAGAUAUGGGUAUGCAUCAAGGAGGAUAUCGUCACCCGCAGAAUGGGUAUGAGGCAAAUUCGUACGGGAUGCAGCCCAGAGAUUGGUCUGGUGGGAAUAAAUAUGGAUCGGUCAUGUCGUAUCCCAAUCAUAUGGCUCCCAAUGAUAAGUUAAAUUAGCUCGAUAUUUGUACAAAGGUCGGUUCUUUUCUUUCUUUUAUUCACUUUUAGAAUAUGAUUUUUCAGCUUUAUUGACUGGUUGAAUAUUAGUUAUAAACUUAAAAGUGUACCAUGAUAACUUGCUUGAAAUUUUGGUUCUUACAAGUAAUCUUAAGAUAUUCUGUGCUAUACAA
Messenger RNA from Gossypium arboreum, 1957 nucleotides. RefSeq names its product transcription factor BOA-like. Lineage: Eukaryota; Viridiplantae; Streptophyta; Magnoliopsida; Malvales; Malvaceae. The record is from RefSeq and is a predicted model, not a curated record. Gene Ontology annotation, biological process: regulation of DNA-templated transcription. The coding region runs from base 735 to 1784 and encodes 349 amino acids. Gene Ontology annotation, cellular component: nucleus. The transcript has a single exon. Gene Ontology annotation, molecular function: DNA binding; DNA-binding transcription factor activity.